Haliotis rufescens (red abalone) is the source of this 2148-nucleotide messenger RNA. RefSeq names its product phosphoribosyl pyrophosphate synthase-associated protein 1-like. The coding region runs from base 137 to 1225 and encodes 362 amino acids. The record is from RefSeq and is a predicted model, not a curated record. Gene Ontology annotation, biological process: purine nucleotide biosynthetic process; 5-phosphoribose 1-diphosphate biosynthetic process. Gene Ontology annotation, cellular component: ribose phosphate diphosphokinase complex; cytoplasm. NCBI's taxonomy places the organism in Eukaryota, Metazoa, Mollusca, Gastropoda, Lepetellida, Haliotidae. The transcript has 9 exons. Gene Ontology annotation, molecular function: magnesium ion binding; ribose phosphate diphosphokinase activity.
AUACCAUGAAAACACUGCUCGUAGCAUUAACGCGCGGAACGACACCCAUAAACCGGGGAUAAAGGUCAAGGACAUAUCGUGUUGUGUACAUGAGAAAAGCGAACACGGCUCAGACAAGACUUUCUUACACGAAGCGAUGAGUAUUCUAACAACGGGGACAAAAUGUCCAAUGAUUGUUCUCGCUGGCAACUCUCACACGGAGCUAGCCAACUCCAUUGCGAAACGUCUUGGCACCAGGCUGGGUGAGGCAUCUGUCUACCACAAGACCAACAGAGAGACAACUGUGGAGAUCAAGGAAUCUGUCCGGGGAAAGGAUGUCUACAUCAUACAGACAGGCACUAAGGAUGUCAACAACGACAUCAUGGAGCUGCUUAUCCUUGCCUAUGCCUGCAAAACCAGCUCAGCUCGCAACAUCAUCGGUGUUAUACCAUAUCUGCCGUACUCCAAACAGAGCAAGAUGAGGAAGAGAGGCUCUAUUGUCUGCAAGCUGCUAGCCACCAUGCUGGGCAGAUCAGGUCUGACUCACAUCAUCACUAUGGACCUCCACCAGAAGGAGAUCCAGGCCUUCUUUGACGUGCCUGUUGACAACCUCCGAGCUUCUCCAUUCCUUGUUGACUAUGUCAAGGAGUUUAUUCCUGACUACAGAAAUGCUGUAAUAGUUGCCCGGAACCCCAACUCUGUGAAGCGAGCAUCCUCAUACGCAGAGCGGCUGCGACUCAGUAUUGCCGUCAUCCACGGCGAGGAGAAGAUAGAGGAGUUGGGAUGUGAUGGGAGGAACUCUCCCCCUCCUCUGCCCGAGGAGGAACAACUCCCAAGGAACCAUGAGUUUGGGAUAGAGACUCUACCAACAAUACUGGCCAAAGAGAAACCGCCCCUGAAUGUGGUGGGAGACGUUGGAGGCAGGAUAGCCAUUAUUGUGGAUGACAUGGUAGAUGACGUGUUGUUGUUUGUGAAGACAGCAGAGGCUCUCAAGGAACGAGGAGCUUACAAGGUGUAUGUCAUGGCCACCCAUGGCCUCCUGUCUUCAGAUGCACCAAGACUCAUUGAAGACUCUUGCAUUGAUGAGGUGGUUGUGACAAAUACUGUACCCCACGAAGCUCAGAAGAUGCAGUGCCACAAAAUCAAGACAGUGGAUGUCAGCGUCAUGUUGGUGGAAGCCAUCCGCAGAAUUCACCAUCGAGAGUCCAUGUCCUACCUCUUCCGAAAUAUUGGUGUAGAUGAUUAAUUAUGCAAGCAUGUGAGGAAAUUUACUCAUUCAGGAUCUCCUUCUGACCUGUCUGUGUCCUUCAGAGGUGAAGGUCGCCUAGAUGGUUUCAUGUCUCAUCAGAGUGACAUCCCCUGUGUGUUCAACUCCCGAUAUGUUCCUGUUCAGUUUGUGUUUAAACCUGAAUGAAAAGCCCUAUCAGUUUCCGAAUGAUAACUGUUUUCGAAAUUUAAAAUGAAAAUGUAGAGGCCCUUGUCAUGAAACUGAUAUCAAAAAUCAAAAUAUGUAGAUCACCCCUUGCCUUGGAUGCUGUUGCAGAAAAAACCCAAGGAGGCCCCAUCAUGUCUGAGAGUGCUAUGUUACCAUGGUUACAACAAUUAUGAAGAAUGUUCCCUGUUCUUGUAUUUAAGUAUGAAGUUUCACCAUAUGUUUCAGAUUUUGUAUGAAGAUAACAAGUCAUACAUAGCAUACCUUUUUAUCAUUUAAGUCAAACAUUAGUCAGGUAGAAGUACAUUUUCAAUUGAUAAAUGUGUUUGUACCUAUAUAUUUUGUGAUGAAUGACUUGUUUUCAAGUAUCACACGUAUUCAGUGACACUGACAUUUCACAUUUGAUACUUUGUUAAUUGUCUCUAUUUUCUCGUUAUGACUUUCUUUCUGUUGGACUUCGUCUAUCCACAUACAUAAGUGGGCCUUACAAUCAGGAACUAUUUUUCUAUCUGACACUUGUGUCAUCUCCUACUGUAUAAUGUUUUGUGAUAGAUGAUCCACCCGUGAUAGUGAGUCAGUAGGACAUUAUAUCUGUACCUGUUAGAGUGGCAUAGUCGUCUAAGGCGCCGCGAUUCGCUGUGCAGUGUUGCGUCCCUUGGGCACGCCAGAAACCUAUGAUUGUGGGUUCGAAUCCCGGUUCGCCCCAAUUAUGUUUCUAGGUUUGUCAGCACCAUACC